This is a messenger RNA of Rotaria sordida, 204 nucleotides long. NCBI's taxonomy places the organism in Eukaryota, Metazoa, Rotifera, Eurotatoria, Philodinida, Philodinidae. The record is from the annotation of a GenBank genome assembly.
AUGGACUUACCUGAUGAAUUACUAAUUUUGAUUUUUAUGAAAUUAAGUAGUGUUGAUGCUUUUCGUUCAUUAACUGGAAUUAAUGAACGAAUUCACGAAAUAUUGUAUGAUUGUCGUAUAACACAAUCAUUAACAAUAUUUCAACAAGAAUCAAAUGAUGUUAUUUGUCCACCAUAUGAAAAUUUAAUUGACAAAUUUUGUUAG